This is a messenger RNA of Angiostrongylus costaricensis, 477 nucleotides long. Lineage: Eukaryota; Metazoa; Nematoda; Chromadorea; Rhabditida; Metastrongylidae. The record is from the annotation of a GenBank genome assembly.
AUGCUGGAAUACACAGAUAUGGCAUGUUUAGAGAAUUUCUUCUCUUUUGGACAGUGUGGUACUAUUUUCGACCACGACAAGAUUAAGUUGCAUUUGUCCCUUUCGCUGCGUCGAACUAGAGACUACGGACUCACUGGACAACAAACUGGUGGUGGUGGGCAACAUGGAGGAGGUGGUUGGCAGCACACAGGCAGUCGAGGACAGCAUGGAACUGGAGGUGGCGGAGGACAACACGGUAACGCAGCUGCAGUAUGGGUGUUCAGCGGAAUUCCUUCAUUCCGGAGCGAUUUUAAAAAAAUGGCCUACGUAAGCAACAUGGCUGCACUGGAGCACAACAAGGAAGUGCUGGAGGAGCGGCACAUGGGCAUGCAGAAGCACCAUAGGCAACCUGCUGUGAUCGAAGUACUGCUGAGAAUGGCGGUGGUGUCAGCUGGUAAACGGAAUCCUGCUUCGGCUGCACUGGUGCCGCUACUCUAG